Molecule: messenger RNA, 3989 nt
Organism: Vitrella brassicaformis
Lineage: Eukaryota; Vitrellaceae
Source: the annotation of a GenBank genome assembly
CUUGUCUAUCUUUUCCCUGCUGCCUAUCUAUAGACCAAUCACUCAAUGCCCUGCGACAGCUUAAACAGCUGUUCUAUACUCGAUCGGUACGCAUCAUCAAUCGAAGAAUUAGCAGACAGCCGUGCAUGCGACCUGUUCAUGGAUCUGGUGUCCCCUUGUGUCUGGUUGAGGAAGACAGCAGUCGAGUUGAGCACAUUGGCAGGGUGGGCACACUCGAGGGCGGCGAGAAGGGACAAACGAAUGUCACAGAGCUCAACAUGGCCAUGACCUGACAGAAGGAGACACGGAGACUGGCGUUCUUGUGUGUCUGAGUCUCUUGUGCAUGUCUGUGUCUGGUGUCUGCCUGUCGGGCUUUGGAUUUCUAUGAGGCUCCGCGAGACGGUCUCGGGGGAGAGCGGGCAGCCGUCGGGUUUCCCCACCUACACGCACAUCCGAAUUCAUUGGUGUGGUGUUGGUAUGCGUGUCUCUGUGUCUGUCGUGUGUCUCACUUUCGUUGGGAGCAUGAAAUGGGAAGCAUAUGCCCACUUCGACCUGUGCAGGAACUCCUUGUUGAACAUGUGUUUGUGGUAGUACUCCACCGCAUUGAGGGCAUAGUCGUUGCUGAGAGACACAAAUAUGCAUCUCUUCACCAGCGAGGAUGCACGUGCCCACUUGGUAUCGAAGGGGAGGAACUCAUACAUCAGCCACAGCUCGACGAUCUGAUGGGUGUCAUAGAUGCGCAAAGCAGCAAGCGACACACACGCACAGGUGCACCCACGGUGAUGGGUAGGAUUGGUGGUUGUGGGUCGAAGGUGCCGUCAUCGUUGGACAGGGGCGACAGGCUUGACGCACGGGCAUGCUGAAGCGCUGACACCAACAGAUGAGCUUGUGCAUGUCUCUAUCUAUUACUCACUCAUUGUCACCUCUGUAUAGGCCCUUGAUGUUAAAGACUUCUGUGAACACGUCCUCAUGGAUGCCCUCAGCCACCAGGUCUGCCGGCGUCAUCGUCUUGCCGGUGCGGGUGCGGGAUGCGCCAGACAUCUUGCGGAAAUCCCACUGUACAACAGCAAGAGACAAAUGAAAUGAACACUUGGGUCUCUCUCAAGUGUUGCCUCACGCAGAAUUCGGCAGUUGUCGCGUUUUUGGUUUCUUUGUGGAUGCAUUUGUGCGGGGCCAUCAUGCACAAGACGUCUCCUUCGUCACCAGGUGGCUGACUCCAGAGCUCAUGGGGACCGCCCGGCUCACCGAACUGACGAACAACAUCAUCCAUCGACAACGCAGACAUGGAUUGUUCUCUUUUGAUGGCAUUCGUUACCCACCUGUAGAGCGAUCAUAGCGUCAAAGUGUGCUGCUGCCGCAUAGAGAGUAAAUGGGGUCGGCAGACACAUCUCGCUCAGCGCCAUCACCGUAUCAGCGCUGGAGCCUGCAACAGCACACACACCUUGCCUCUCCGAAUGCACUCAUUGACGUGGCCUGUCUCUUACGUUCAAUGCCCUUGGUCCAUGCUAGGCCAAAUGUGGCAAACAUGCUCUUGAUGGCGUGAAGGCGCGGCAGCUUCAUGGGGUCCAGCGGUGGAUCAGGAACGAAGGAUGCCGUCAGGAGACUGAUUAGGCAGAGAAGUUCCCAUCAACAUGUCCUAUGUGUGUGCCGUCCGACCCUACAUAUAUUGUGAGACAGGAAUCCACUCGAGCAGAUCCAUGUGCUCAUCGUGAUUCAAGUUCACAACUGUGAGGAAGCGAGGCGGCCACAAUGGCGAACAGUUAUGUGUGCUGAUGUCUGAUUACCUGUCCACCACUGCAUGACGUGCUCGUGGCAUAUCUGCACGUGCUCGCCUUUGCGUAUCCCCGACGCCUCGAUGAGCUUCGUCAACGCACAGUGGAAUUGGUGGAAAUCGAGGACACCUGCGUUGGCACACUCGGCUGUGUACGUGCGUAAGUGCAGCUGGGGGACUGGACGCUGCGUCCGCUCACCCGAGACCGUGAGCUCAAGAAAUACAUCGAGAAUGAAGUGCUCCUGAUAAUACAGAAAUGAACGCGAAAGAUGUCAUUUGCUUAGACACCCUUCGGGCCAUCGAAAUUACGGUGUCUCGUUACGUCACGUACCCCAGGGCAAAGCCGCAUGUCUUCGCUGUCGUCUCUGUUGGUGCAAUCGUCAGCUGCCUUGGUAUCGAUCCGCAGAUUCUUGUUGAUGUCGAGAACUGACACACACAGCAACACAUGCACGGUGUGUAUGAAAAGAUGCAGGAAGGAUGCACCAAGUUACGGAAGAAGACGUAUGUGGCUUCCAUGAUGGACGUGACGCCAUCGGCAGAGAAGUCGAAGGCAGCGAGGGACCUCUUGUGCCGCAGCAUGCACAUGACCCACUCAGCGUACCCACAACCUGACACACGGAACGUGACCAAAAGAAAGAGGUGGACAUUGCACACAUACGUGAUGCAUGGAUACCUUCUGGCAGCCGAUCGCUGUGCAGACUGCCCCUCCUGUUUGUAAGGGUGACGUUGGCCGACUUCUGCAGCUUGGAUACCAUCAGCAUGCGAUCCGAGGGCGCCUCAUCCUCACUCUCAUAACCGCUCUGCGAGACAUGCACCCACGCCUUUCAUUCGGUAUCCAAGAGACUCGGACUCGCGGACUUACCUCCUCGCUUUGUCGGUCCUCAUCGGAUUCCAUGUCUGACUCAGGGGGCACCGGCUCGACCACCAUCGGCCUGGGCGGCCCACGGAGGAGGGCGUUCUCCACUUCAUGCUCGCUCCCACUCUCACUCUCACUCUUACUCUCGCUGCCUUCGCUUUCGGUGUCGCUGAAUUCACUCUCGGUGUCACUGCCUGUAAGCAUCCACGCACACUCACUUGGAGACUCAUUUUCGUUUCGACAUCUUCUUGCUUACCUUGUUCUGAUUCUUCCUCGCUCUCCUCUUCCAUGGGUGGCGCUCUGGUGAUCGCCUUCGGCGGCGAUGUGGGCAGCGGCCGCGGAGGCUCACGGGGCCUCUCCAUUUCUGCAGAAAGAAAACAUGGCCAUCGGUGGAUGCACUCAAGUCUCGUCUCCUGCAAUUGGACCUUCGUCACAUCCCUCGGAAGUGCCCGAUACGACUGUCGUUGGCGGGUGAAUGGGGUGAGGGCCCUGGAUGCCCAGCGCCUCAAACAGAUGAUGCUGAAGCGAGACACAAACCACCAUUCUCAUUCGAUUAUGAAUGGAUGAUAGGUGGACGAAUAUAUGUACCUUGAGUAUUCCCAGCUCAUCGACUCAUGCGCAGUGCUCCAGUGGACGGCGGCUGCAGCCGCAACGCUGAAGGAACGAACACCCGUACCCAUGCACAUAGCAGCGGGUUUGUGCAUACGCACCUCUGGCGUUGGGACGGCCCAAAUGUCAUCGGUGGCCUCCUCUGUCAUCUGCAGAUCGGGGCGCAGCAUGUGCGCGAACUCACGCAACAUGCCCUUCAUCAACUUGUUCUGACACACACCAUGCACAAACACCGUGGCGUGCCUGCCUGUCUCCGAUAAGGCAACUCAUGGAUUGCCGUUACCUGGUCUCUUAUCUCCUGUCGGAGUCUCAUCAUGGCCGCGUCCUUCAUCCUGCCCGUCUCCUUCUCCCGCCUCAGCCCCUCAGUCAAGCCCUUCAAGUACUCAACAAUGCCACGAUUCUCACCCUGGGAUAGCUCCGACGUCUCCUGCUGUUGCUUUCCUCUCUCGUGUGUCAGCUUGACGUGCAUGUGGUGGUGCGCCUUGGCCUUGGUCGCGCCUGAGCCUCUGCGGAGGCUCAUGAACGAUUUCUUCAGCAGCUGUUUGAGCAGGAAGUCUGCCUCCUGGCUGUUUGCACUGUGGUUCGAUGGCAACCCGGUGAGGAAAGGGAUGAGCCAGGAAGACACCAGAAUCAUACAGAUGAACUUCAUUGCGACUAAUGAGUAGCGAGGAUGAUGGGAUUGCGCGCUCUUUUGCACUGCCUGACUGAAGGCACAGCCAAAAAGCGAGACGCUGUGUGAGACGCGGCAAGUAGAGGGCGUGCAAUAAGAGAGAA